GAUACAAGUAGGAGAGCCACGCUGACAAGGACCGACUCAUCUCUCUCUGGAGACUUGAAGAAAGACAAACUUUGCUUUUUUUAAAGGGUUUUGCUGGAUUUGAAGAGCCACCAGACUCCAGGAUGAAGUACUAUGAAUGCCCGGUGUCCCACACCAUGGGAAUCAAACCGUUCCGCCAGAGCUGUCUGGUUCCAGUCACCUGCAAGGCUGCAGCCUCCAUGAAACCAGUCCGGAGCGUCCGCUUCCCUAACGACAUCGUUUUCCAGGACUAUGUGCGGCACGGAGAGCUGGAGAGGAUUGGACGCUUCAUCCGAGCCAAAAGGGUCAAACUUGACACCGUUUACCCCUCUGGGAUGGCAGCCAUCCACGAAGCUGUGCUGUCUGGAAACCUGGAGUGUGUGAAGCUGCUGAUCCACUACGGAGCAGACCUCCACCAGAGGGACGAGGAGGGGUGGACCCCCCUGCACAUGGCCUGCAGCGACGGCUUCCCACACAUUGCAACCUACCUCCUCUCGCUGGGUGCCGACCCAGAGCUGGAGAACGACUGCGGGGAGAAGCCGGCCGACCUCAUAGACCCGGACAGCAAGGAGCUGCUGGAGCUGUUCGGGCUGGCCGUGGAUGACUGAGAGCAGCUGGCCUGUGUCGAGUCGCACUAGUCUCAGAGACUGCUGCAGUCGCCCUGCAGCCCUGCAGCCGUGCAGCCCUGCAGCCGUGCAGCCGUGGGCAGGGGAGGCCUCGUCUGGCGCCCAGCGGGAUUGUUGUGAGCUGCAUCAUUAUUUC
Messenger RNA from Cololabis saira (Pacific saury), 780 nucleotides. It is a transcript of the gene ppp1r27b, whose product is annotated as protein phosphatase 1, regulatory subunit 27b. The record is from RefSeq and is a predicted model, not a curated record. Gene Ontology annotation, molecular function: phosphatase binding. NCBI's taxonomy places the organism in Eukaryota, Metazoa, Chordata, Actinopteri, Beloniformes, Belonidae. The transcript is spliced from 3 exons. Bases 123 to 626 code for a protein of 167 amino acids.